Molecule: messenger RNA, 1349 nt
Organism: Physella acuta
Lineage: Eukaryota; Metazoa; Mollusca; Gastropoda; Physidae
Product: poly(rC)-binding protein 3
Molecular function (GO): RNA binding
Source: RefSeq, a predicted model, not a curated record
CUGCCUGCCUGCCUGCCUGCCUGUCGGCCCAGUGUGAAGAGCUCACUCGAUGGAUAAACUUGCCUGGAUUCUAUCCACUCGCUCGCCCAGCAGUGAUACGUGUUCUCUCAGUGAUACUUGUUGUGAUAUUUCUUUUCAUGGAUAAUUUACGCGACUGACUUGAUCCUGUGGCAACAACAACAACACAGUCACGUGAUCUUGCCGGAAGUAACAUUUUAAAACGGUGACCACAAGGUGACGUCAGGGUGACCACAGGGUGACGUCAGAAAAAAAACAUGAACUUGAUUUGUUCCAGUUGAACUCCUCUGGACAUAAACAAUUGUGGAAUUAGCUGCUCAAAGUGUUUUUUACUCUGUGAUACUAUCCGACUGCCAAAUUCUCGCAUGUGGUGCUUCCUCAGUGCUAUAUUUAGAUAUUGAAGUACCCGUAUGUGGAGUUUCCUCUGUGCUAUAUUUAGAUAUUGAGGUGCCCUUAUGUGGUGUUUCCUCUGUGCUAUAUUUAGACAUUGAAGUGCCCGUAUGCGGUGUUUCCUCUGUGCUAUAUUUAGACAUUGAAGUGCCCGUAUGCGGUGUUUCCUCUGUGCUAUAUUUAGACAUUGAAGUGCCCGUAUGUGGAGUUUCCCACAAAAAAUGAGGUUCUCCCAUGAAAACCUUAUUUACUUCCCGCCAAGCCAUAGUUGUGAGUACGGUGCCCUGCGCGCCCCACAGAUUCCCUUCCCGCCCCUCCCCGACCUCCCCGACAUGUCGGAGACCAGCAUCAUCGUCACCACCAACGGCCCCAGCAACAACAUGAGCCCCAGCCCCAACCACCUGCACCACCUGAACCACAGCAUCGGCAGCGGCAGCCCCAACGGCACCAUGCUCCAGCAGGAUGGUAGCAACACCAUCUCUACCAUCCUCACCGUCCGGAUGAUUAUGCAGGGGAAGGAGGUCGGCAGUAUAAUUGGCAAGAAAGGCGACAAUAUCAAGAAAUUUAGAGAGGAUAGCGGCGCUAAAAUCAACAUCUCAGACGGUUCCUGCCCAGAGAGGAUUGUCACUGUGACCGGGUCCACAGACAACAUCCAUCGGGCAUUUGGCUUCAUCUGCAAGAAGUUUGAGGAGGAUCUCCAAAACACGCCGACCACACCCAAACCCCCCGUGACGCUACGUCUGGUGGUGCCAGCCAGCCAAUGUGGUUCUCUCAUCGGCAAGCAGGGCUGUAAGAUCAAAGAGAUCAGAGAGUCGACAGGCGCGUCCAUCCAAGUGGCCAGCGAGAUGUUGCCCAACUCCACGGAGCGGGCCGUCACGGUCUCUGGCACGGCCGACGCCAUCACCCAGUGCAUCAAGUACGUCUGCGGGAUAAUGCUAGAG